Molecule: messenger RNA, 6792 nt
Organism: Microcebus murinus (gray mouse lemur)
Lineage: Eukaryota; Metazoa; Chordata; Mammalia; Primates; Cheirogaleidae
Source: RefSeq, a predicted model, not a curated record
GACUCUGAGCUAGCCAGCGCGUGCACACCACAGGCCCUGCCUGCCCAUGACAAGUGGCGAUUUGUAAUGGGGAUCAUAACAAAACUCAGCCUGAUCAGAGGCACGUGUGAAGUGUGCCCAGCACAUGCCUCAGUCCUGUCCUGGGAGCAGGCUGGGAUUUCGCAGCAAGCAGCUGCCUCGCAACCCCCAGAGUUCCAGGAGCUGGAAGUGGGAAAGUUGGCGUGGAAUGUAUUUCUCUGAAUUAGUCUGGUCAGGAAUUGAAUAUUCCUGGUGGAGUUGAGCAGGUGGAGAGCUGGGUUGGGGGCUGGGCAUUUGUUCUUGGUUGGGUUGUUAUCCCACAACGAAUUGGUUUCCUGCCUCUGAAAUGGCAACAGCAGCACAGGCCAGCGGAGGCAGCGCCCGGUGCACAGUGCUCUGCCUGGACCCGCCACCAUUCUCCCUUUUGCAGGUGGAGAAGCCAGACACAGGGAGGCAAGGUCACUUUGCUGAGGUUGCAGUGACAGGACAUGAGCCCAGCAGUUUGGGUGCACCUAAGCAGGCUGUCCCUCCCAUCCAGCAUCUGAACCUCAUUGUCUACUGGGGCACCUCACCUGGGGAACUCAGGACUAAUUCUAGAAUGCUACUUGUGAGCCAGGCGCUGUAAGCCUCUUUAUUCAGCAUAUGGGGAAACUGAGGCACCAAGCAGUUCACCCAAGCUUUGGGAGUCAAAAUUGAACAAAAGUAGUUUGACCAGGAGUAUUCAAUCUUAACUCCUCCUGCCCCCAGCGGCUUCCCUGCUUCUCUGCUUAAGAGGGUGUUUCUUUCCUCUGGCCUCAUCCUCCUAUCUGCCGGCCUGUGUUCCCAAGUUCCUACAAAAACUCCGAAGUGAAGGCCGACCCCAGAGUGCAGGGGUCUGCAGCCAGGUUCAGUGCCCAGGAUGAUGUGGGGGGGGGGCUGCAUCUCCUGGCACAGGGUCCACUGUCACCCGCAGACCCCACAGCCGCUACGAAGGGCAGCUCCUGCAGGGGCUGAGGUCACUCCAGCACCAGCCACCUGGCCAGGCUUAAAGGGCCCAGGCAGGGCAAUAGUACCUAGGCCCUUCUUCUAGAAAUUGCCUUUUUAUAAACACAGGCCAGGUUUUCACCUUCACUUAUUUAUUUAUUCAGUCACUCUGACUUUAAACUCGUAUUGAGCUUACAGUUAGCUGGUGGUUCUCAGUAGCCAACUUAAAACCUUGUGGAGUGACGGGGCAGGGGCGAGCAAGGUGAGAAUGCCUCUCUUACACGUGGCUGCCUGCAGUUAAGCCAGGGCCACUGCCCCUUGGCCCUGGGCUUCUUGUUUUGUACUGAGUGGGCAGUGAGCAGAGAGGGAGCCACGGGGCCUGGGGAAGGGGAUGAGAGAGGCUGGCCCAGGUGAGCAAGGUCAGUGUCACAGUGCUAAGUCAGGUCUGCAGCCAGGUUGAUGGUAUGAUGUGAUGAGAAGGGCACGUCCCCUCCAUGGUCUUCCUCCAAAUAACACAUAACCCCAGACUAACAGGGAGAAAAACAUCAGAUAAAUCCCACCUGGGGAACAUCUUACAACAUACCUAACCAGUCCUUCUCCAAACUGUCAUGGUCAUCAAAAACAAGUGAUUUCUGGGGAAAUGUCACAGAUAAGAGGAGCCUAAAAAGACAUGACAAGGAAAUGUCAUGUGGUAUCCUGGGUGGGCUACUCCAAUAGAAAAAAGGACCUUAGGGAGAAACUAGGAGAUGUGAAUAAAGAAUGGGCUUUAUUCUUUGAUAAUAUCAUAGUGACAUCAAUUCUGACAAAUGUGCCGUCCUCAUGUAAGAUGCUCAUGGGAGACUGGGCCUGGCGCUCCGUGCUCAUAUCUGCCCUGUAUGGUGUGACUACGGCUGGUGUCCGGAUCCCAGUGCCUCGGGCGACACGCAGCACCCCUGCCAGGGAGGAGCUGCUGGGUCCCAUGCCCUGGCCAGCACCGGCUCUUCUCUAUGAAGCCUCGCUCGGUGGGCCACGGUGUUGAGGCCCAGCCCUCUCUGCUCUCGGCUGAGGCCUGUCUUGCUUCCUCAGUGUGUUCUUUGUUCUUUCUGGCCAUUUAAAGAUGAGCCGCUCUCCUGGCCUGUGAGGAGCUUCUGAACACAGACGCGGAUCGUCUUUUUGCUGAGUGAACCUGAGAAACAGGGCAGAGCAGUGGGGACAAUGGUGCAUUAUUAAACUGCUCUGAAAUUCAGAGCCCAGAGCAACAGGCUUUGGAGAGACUGGCAGGUGUCAGACCUGGGCCGAGGCCCCCACUAAUCCCGUUAGCGGCUUAGGGCUGGCAGAUGGAAAACAGAAUGAGAUUGUGUCUUCUCCAAAGAUGGCCGAUUAAAGUAUGUACAAAUAUUCACUGCCACACCAAGGUGCCUGCUUGCUCGGAUUUUUCUGCUUAUGCAAUUAGUCACUGCAUAGAGUGAGCCCCACACGAAGAAAGUAACUAAACACGUGUAUGCACGUGCACACACGGGGUUCCUGCACUUGUCUUUCCAAUCUCAGGCUAGAAGAGUGUGAACACCAGGGUUUUGCCCUGCUGCUGCAAGUGGCAACUCUGUCUCUCCCAGAUGGUCUGUUUAUAAUUUGGCAUUUCCUCACCCCAUCUGGAGAAGUGUUAAAUUUUUUCAUUCAUUCAUUCAGCAAGUAUCUGGCAGCCUGCACAGCGGUGUGUGGGUGCCGAGUGCUGGGUGAAAAUGCAGGGUCCCUGCCACUGUUGUCCCUGCAGGGCUAGGUGCCCUUUCCCUGCCCUACUGGCUGUCUGUCCAACACUUGUGCUCGCUGACCAGUGCAGUGAACCCUGGCUGGGAUCCUUCCUUGCUGCAGGCAUCAUGUCUCUCCUUUAAGCUUGCGUAGAAAGUUCUUUUGUCCGGGCAGCACUGGCAUGAUUGAAUCACUGCUGUGGCCAAACAGGAUGUGGUUCUGGGCGACUCCCAACUUCCAGCAAUCGAUUGUUGUUGUUUUCGGCAGCCUCAAGAGGGACAGACCCCCCAACAAUAGGGUGCUUCAGGGUCCUGGAGGGGAGCCCUGGCCCAAUGAAGAGAGACCGGUUCUGCAGCAUUCAAGGCCUGUGUUGGAAACCGAAGGGUGGAGGUAGGGCAAGCUCCCGAAGUCAUUCUCCAGCCCAGAGGAGCAGGCUGAACCUCUUGGAGGAAAAUCUUUAGCACUGGGAGGAAGCACGUUGCCAGGUUGAUGCCAUCGUGCAGCGUGCUUGCCUGAGACAGAGGCAUCAGCACCCGCUGGAGUAACUUCAGGAAGAAACAUGAGGCCUUAGCAGCUCACGCAGGAGGCGAAUUUCGAGAUGGCGGCUCAGCGGAUCCGAGCUGCCAACUCCAAUGGCCUCCCCCGGUGCAAGUCAGAGGGGACUUUGAUCGACCUGAGUGAGGGGUUCUCAGAGACGAGCUUUAACGAUGUCAAAGUGCCUUCCCCCAGUGCCUUGCUAGCGGACAGCCCCACACCUUUCGGAAAUGCUAAGGAAGUGAUCGCGAUCAAGGACUAUUGCCCAACCAACUUCACCACCCUGAAGUUCUCCAAGGGAGACCACCUCUACGUGCUGGACACAUCGGGUGGCGAGUGGUGGUACGCACACAACACCACCGAGAUGGGCUACAUCCCUUCCUCCUACGUGCAGCCGCUGAACUACCGGAACUCCACCCUGAGCGACAGCGGCGUGAUCGACAACCUCCCCGACAGCCCAGACGAAGUGGCCACAGAGUUAGAGCUGCUCGGGGGAUGGCCGGAUGACAAGAAAGGGUUGGGCAGAACGUACAGUAACAACCCUUUUUGGAACGGGGUCCAAACAAACCCGUUUCUGAAUGGGAACCUGCCGGUGCUGCCCAGCUUGGAUGAGCUGAAUCCCAAAAGUACUGUGGAUUUGCUCCUUUUUGAUACGGGCACAUCCUCCUUCACGGAGUCCAGCUCAGCGACCACAAACAGCACCGGCAACAUCUUUGAUGAGCUUCCGGUCACCAACGGACUCCACGCAGAGCAGCCAGCCAAGCGGGACAACCCCUUCUUCAGGAGCAAGCGCUCCUACAGCCUGUCAGAGCUCUCUGUCCUCCAAGCCAAGGCCGACGUCCCCACGUCGUCAAAUUUUUUCACGGGAUUGAAGUCACCUGCGCCUGAGCAGUUUCAGAGCCGGGAAGAUUUUCGAACUGCCUGGCUGAACCACCGGAAGCUGGCCCGGUCCUGCCAUGACUUGGACUUGCUCGGCCAAAGCCCCGGUUGGGGGCAGACCCAGGCCGUGGAGACGAACAUCGUGUGCAAGCUCGAUAGCUCGGGGGGCGCCGUGCAGCUUCCCGACACCAGCAUCAGCAUCCACGUGCCCGAGGGCCACGUGGCCCCUGGGGAGACGCAGCAGAUCUCCAUGAAAGCCCUGCUGGACCCCCCGCUGGAUCUCAACAACGACAAGUCCAGCAGCAUCAGCCCCAUACUAGAGGUCAAACUCAGCAACCUGGAAGUGAAAACCUUUAUCAUCUUGGAGAUGAAAGUUUCAGCCGAGGUGAAAAAUGACCUUUUUAGCAAAAGCACAGUGGCCCUCCAGUGCCUGAGGAGCGACUCAAAGGAAGGGCCGUAUGUCUCCAUCCCACUCACCUAUAGCUACGGGGACACCAUCCAGGUACAGCUGGACAACCUGGAGCCCUGUAUGUACCUGGCCGUCGUUGCCCACAGCCCGAACAUCCUCUACCCCUCCACUGUUUGGGACUUCAUCCAUAAAAAAGUCACCGUGGGUCUCUACGGUCCCAAACAUAUCCACCCAUCCUUCAAGACAGUAGUGACCAUUUUCGGGCAUGAUUGUGCCCCAAAGACGCUCCUGGUCAGUGAGGUCACACGCCAGGCCCCCAGCCCCGCCCCAGUGGCCUUGCAGCUGUGGGGCAAGCACCAGUUCAUCUUGUCCAGGCCCCAGGAUCUCAAAAUCUGCAUGUUUUCCAACAUGACAAAUUACGAAGUGAAGGCCAGUGAGCAAGCCAAGGUUGUACGGGGCUUUCAGAUGAAGCUGGGCAGGGUGAGCCGCCUCAUAUUCCCCAUCACCUCGCAGAACCCCGGCGAGCUCUCCGACUUCACGCUGCGGGUGCAGGUCAAAGACGACCAGGAGGCCAUCCUGACCCAGUUCUGCGUCCAGACUCCCCAGCCACCCCCAAAAAGUGCCAUCAAGCCAUCCGGGCAAAGGAGGUUUCUCAAGAAGAACGAAGUUGGGAAAAUCAUUCUGUCCCCUUUCGCUGCCACCACCAAGUACCCGACCUUUCAGGACCGGCCCGUGUCCAGCCUCAAGUUCGGCAAGCUGCUCAAGACUGUGGUGCGGCAGAACAAGAACCACUACCUGCUGGAGUACAAGAAGGGCGACGGGAUUGCUCUGCUCAGCGAGGAGCGUAUCAGGCUCAAGGGGCAGCUGUGGACCAAGGAGUGGUACAUCGGCUACUACCAGGGCAAGGUCGGCCUCGUGCACGCCAAGAACGUGCUGGUGGUCGGCAGGGCCCGGCCCAGCCUGCUCUCGGGGCCCGAGCUGAGCACCUCGGUGCUGCUAGAGCAGAUCCUGCGGCCCUGCAAAUUCCUCACCUACAUCUACGCCUCCGUGAGGACCUUGCUCAUGGAGAACAUCAGCAGCUGGCGCGCCUUCGCCGAUGCCCUGGGCUACGUGAACGUGCCGCUCACCUUCUUCUGCCGGGCAGAGCUGGACAGUGAGCCCGAGCGGGUGGCAUCUGUCCUGGAGAAGCUGAAGGAGGAAUGUAACAACACGGAGAGCAAAGAUCGAAAGUCCUUCCAGAAGGAGCUCGUGAUGGCCUUGCUGAAGAUGGACUGCCAGGGCCUGGUGGUCCGGCUCAUCCAGGACUUCGUGCUCCUGACCACGGCUGUGGAGGUGGCGCAGCGCUGGCGGGAACUGGCUGAGAAGCUGGCCAAGGUCUCCAAGCAGCAGAUGGACGCCUACGAGUCUCCCCAUAGGGACAGGAAUGGGGUUGUGGACAGUGAGGCCAUGUGGAAACCCGCCUAUGACUUCCUACUCACCUGGAGCCACCAGAUCGGGGACAGCUACCGGGACGUCAUCCAGGAGCUGCACACGGGCCUGGACAAGAUGAAAAACCCCAUCACCAAGCGCUGGAAACACCUCACAGGGACGCUGAUCCUGGUGAACUCCCUGGACAUCCUGCGAGCCGCCGCCUUCAGCCCCGCGGACCAUGAUGACUUUGUGAUCUGAACGAGUUCCCUGCCAUCCCUUGCUGCUCUGGAGCACGAGCCCCCAGCUGCCCUGCUGUCACCUGGGGCUGGGACGGAGGAAGGGACAGCUGCUCAGACUGACCCAGGGUCCACCCGCUGGACCCACACCCAGGGACCACGUCCACGUGAUGCUCCACCCUCUCCCCCAUCCGGGGAGAGGCCCGAAGGGAUUUUCUACUGCUGAUCGUUGCCAAUCAAAUAGCUUUCUAUUUGUUAAGUAUAAAUUUAAAUGUAAAAUCACUUUUAUAAAGAAUGGGGGGAGGGGACAUAUGAGAAAGGUGGUAUCUAAUUUUGUAAUGGACCAUAAAGGUUAAAAAACAAUUUAAUAGGGGCAGAUGCUGUUGAGGUUUUUAUGUUGUUUAAAGACCUUUUUAAAUUAUGUUACAGAUGUAUAUAGGUAUUUAAAGGUCAUCGGGCGUUUCUGAUUCCCAGACAUACUUUGCAUUUCAACACUGCACAGAAGGAUCUUGUUCGGGUACUGGACCUUUCUCACUCCCUGCUUGUAAAAAGGUAAAUCAAACGGGAGAAGCGGGUUUUCAGUAAAUGGACGCAGCCCAUACCUGUUCUUCCUGAGAA